Molecule: messenger RNA, 6342 nt
Organism: Bactrocera dorsalis (oriental fruit fly)
Lineage: Eukaryota; Metazoa; Arthropoda; Insecta; Diptera; Tephritidae
Gene: robo1
Product: protein sax-3
Exons: 23
Coding region: 1125-5825 (1566 amino acids)
Biological process (GO): cell-cell adhesion
Molecular function (GO): protein binding
Source: RefSeq, a predicted model, not a curated record
CGCGCUCUCUCGCUUUCUCGCGUGCAGCUACCAACUGGGUAGGCCAAUCAGUUUGUCGCAGAUACUGUCCCGGUGCGGUUAUAGUGUACGGACAAAAUACGGCGCGUUUGUCAGCGUACGAAUUGGACGCGUUACUAAAAAUUAUUCUCUAGCAAAUAGCUCAGUGAUUUUGUUGCAAGAAGUACAACUAUCGAGUUGAAGUGAAUUUAUAAGCGUUUUAUGCGUUCUAUAGUGUACUAGUGAGCUAACGGCAAUAGUGUGUGCUAUAGAAAUAUUAUUGAAAAAGCAAAAUUUAAAGUUCUAACUAAUAUUGUAGUAAGUUGUUUGAGGUUAAUCAAAAAUUUGCAAAAAUCGUGCGGCAACGCACUUCCUCGUCCACAACGUUCGCAACCUGUGACGCGCAACACAGCAGCAGCAGCAGCAGAUCGUUUCUGCUUACACCUCGCAGCUGCCACAUGAAUUUUGAAGCAUUUUCCGCGUAGGAGCAACGCGUCUAAGUGGCAGCGACGCGGCACAGUUUGCCGCUGAUUUUAGGGGUCGCAGCACAUCGCCGGCUACACGAACCCGGAGUGACACACACACACAUACAUAUAUACAGCAGCAGAGUGCAUGAUUGUUGUGUAAUACCAGCAAUUCGCUCGCUCACACACACACACACAUGCGCACACUUCAUUUUAUGCGGCACGAUUUUCAUAGCCGCCGCUAAGAGCACGCAAAACAAUCGUGCAACAGUGAAAACAACAGCAACAAAAAACGAAAAUAAAAUAAAACUGCCCAGUGUAUUUUGAAUAAAAGUGAAAUAUUACGAAAAGAAAGUCGAGUCGAAAAAAAAAACAAAAAAAAACCAAAAAAGAAAACGACAAUAAACGCGAGUUCAAAACAAACACAAUCGAGGCAAGAAUAAAGUGCAACGUUGCAAUCGCAUAUCGCGUCUCGCGUAACCAACCGUGCACCCUGCCCGCCGCCAGCCAACCUGCCACAAUGCAAGUUCAAGUUCGGCGUUCUUGAGCUACUUAAGCUACUAGCUAUCGCGCAUAGUUGCAACGUGCCACAUCUUACGCUGUGGUACGUUCGUUCGUGUGGUCGCUCGGUUGGCCAUUGAUUCUUGUUGUGGUCGCGGCAGCAUGAAAUCGAAAUCGAAAUUGAAAUUGAAAAUGGCAAAUACAAAAACAAACACAAAUCGAAAUCAAAGGCACAGUCGGUGCAACGGCAGCAAUAAAAGUGCACACAAUGCCACUGCUGUUGUUGCCGAUGUUGUUGGCCAAAAGCGCUAUCGUGCUAUAAACAUGUCACGCAACAGUGGCAGCACGUCGUCAGCUCUGCCACAUGGUAGCGCCCGGCAGCGUCAUCGACAUUACAGCGGAGUUCGCGAAGCACACCCAGGAUUAAUCGUUCAUGCAGCACUUUGGCUGGCAUUGUUGUUGGCGCUUGGCGUUGGUGUUGAAGCUCAGUAUCAAUCACCGCGUAUAAUCGAGCAUCCAACAGAUUUGGUUGUGAAAAAGAAUGAACCUGCCACACUGAAUUGCAAAGUCGAAGGCAAACCGGAGCCGACAAUUGAAUGGUUUAAGGAUGGCGAACCGGUCAACACAAAUGAAAAGAAAUCGCAUCGCGUACUCUUCAAGGAUGGUGCGCUCUUCUUCUAUCGCACUAUGAUGAGCAAAAAGGAACAAGACAGCGGCGUCUAUUGGUGUGUGGCCAAGAAUCAUGUCGGCAAGGCGAUUAGUCGGAAGGCCACGCUACAAAUUGCCGUUCUGCGCGAUGAUUUUCGCUCACAACCGAAGGACACACGUGUGGCUAAAGGCGAAACGGCUUUACUGGAAUGUGGUCCACCGAAAGGCACGCCCGAACCGGCGCUAAUAUGGGUGAAGGACGGCGUACCGUUGGAUGAUUUAAAAAUGAAAUCUUAUGGACCCACCUCACGUAUACGCGUCGUCGAUGGCGGCAAUUUAUUGAUCAGCAACGUGGAGCCCAUCGAUGAGGGCAACUACAAGUGCAUCGCGCAGAAUUUGGUCGGCACUCGCGAGUCCAGUUAUGCUAAAUUAAUUGUACAAGUCAAACCGUACUUCAUGAAGGAGCCGCAAGAUCUCACCGCACUCUCCGGCCAAACGGUGCAGUUUCAUUGUCUCGUCGGCGGCGAUCCACCACCGAAAAUACUAUGGAAGAAGGAGGAGGGCAACAUACCGGUGGCACGAGCGCGCAUACAACACGACGACAAAAGUUUGGAAAUCACCAACAUUUCGCCAGCCGAUGAGGGCACCUACGUGUGUGAGGCGCACAAUAGUGUCGGUCAAAUAAGUGCACGCGCCUCGCUGACAGUACACGCGCCACCCACAUUCGUUGUGAAGCCGCAAGACAAAAAGGUCGGUCUCAACGGCGUUGCGCAGUUUCCUUGCGUUGCCGAUGGCAAUCCACCGCCAUCGGUGUUCUGGACAAAAGAGGGCUCCUCCACGCUGAUGUUUCCCAACAAUUCGUACGGCCACAUGCAUGUCUCCGUCGAAGGCACACUGCAAUUAAGUGGCGUGCAAAAGGACGACGCCGGCUACUACGUGUGCUCGGCCUUUAGCGUGGUGGACUCGACGACGAUACGGGCGUUCUUGCAGGUUACCUCUGUGGAUGACACCCCGCCGCCGAUCAUUCAGAUUGGUCCCUCAAAUCAAACGCUACCCAAAGGCAGCGUUGCCAUGUUACCAUGUCGCGCAACAGGCAAUCCAACACCACGUGUCAAGUGGUACAAGGAUGGCACAAUGCUGCAGAAUGGCAAUCGUUAUACAAUAGUGCAGGGUGGCUCAUUGCGUAUCGAUGACUUGCAACAAAGUGACUCCGGCCUGUUCACAUGCACCGCAUCAUCGGAGAGUGGAGAGACCUCAUGGUCGGCAACAUUAACGGUGGAAAAGGGCAGUUCAUCGCUGCUGCACCGCUCGGUGGACCCAAGCGCCUACCCAGCACCGCCCGGCACACCAAAGGUGGUGAACGUCACACAGCACAGCAUCGCGCUGCGUUGGUCGCGCAGCCAAGAUAAGCCGGGAGCGACUAGUCCAAUUAUCGGCUACACGGUGGAGUACUUCAGUUCGGAUCUGCAAACAGGUUGGGUGAUUGCCGCACAUCGUGUGCCUGAUCAGCAAAUAACGAUCUCCGGUUUAAAGCCAGCCACGUCUUACGUCUUUCUCGUCAGAGCUGAGAACUCACAUGGACUGUCAGUGCCCUCCGGUCUCUCGAAUGUCAUUAAAACUUUGGGCACAGAAUCGGGCACAGUGCCGCCAAGUGAAAUAUCUGCUGCCCGCGCAGUGCUGAGUGGCAAGGUUGUCGAAUUAAUUGAUGCCGCAGCAAUUAAUUCCACCGCCGUACGUCUGGACUGGGUAAUGCACGUCAGUGUGACGGAAAAAUAUGUCGAGGGUCUUUAUAUUCGUUAUCGCGAUAUAAGCGCCAAUUCGCAGCAAUAUAAUAUUUUGACUGUGCUGAAUCCCUCGAUCGAAUCGCAUGUCGUCGGCAACUUGAAGGAAUAUACGAAAUAUGAGUUUUUCUUGGCGCCAUUCUAUCAGACGCUGGAGGGUCAACCGAGCAAUUCGAAAAUCGUGCAAACUUACGAAGAUGUGCCCUCUGCUCCGCCGGACAACAUUCAAAUUGGUAUGUACAACCUGACAGCCGGUUGGGUGCGUUGGUCACCGCCGCCGCCGCAGCAUCACAACGGCAACUUGUUGGGCUAUAAAAUCGAGGUCACAGCUGGCACUACACUCAAGGUAUUGGCAAAUAUGACUUUGAAUGCAACAACAACUUCCGUGCUACUCAAUAAUCUAACCACCGGUGCUACAUACAAUGUGAGACUGAAUUCGUACACGAAAGCGGGCGAAGGACCAUACGCAGAACCGGUCUCACUUUUUAUGGAUCCUACACAUUUGGUGCAUCCGCCACGCGCACACCCUAGCGGCUCGCAUAGCGGCAUAGCCGGCAGUCACGGCCAUCCAGCUGGUGCUGGUGUCGACGGUGGUCAUUAUGCUUAUCAUCCAGCUGGCAUGCCGGACGAUGCUGCCACCACCACCACACAUCAUAAAUCAACGAAUGUUGUACAUCAAACUUGGUUUAUGGUUUUGGUGAUAGUCUUUCUGCUAGUCAUAUUCUCGGUCACGGUCGGUGUAAUGGUAUUCUUUAAACGGCGUCACAAGCUCACCAAAGAGCUGGGACAUUUAAGUGUAGUCAGCGCCAACGAAAUCACCGCGCUGAACAUUAACGGCAAGGACAGCCUGUGGAUUGACCGCGGCUGGCGCACCACCGACACCGACAAGGACUCCGGCCUGAGCGAAACGAAACUGCUAUCGAAUGCGAAUAGUCAAUCGAAUUAUACGUCUGACGGUGGCACCGACUAUGCCGAAGUGGACACGCGCAACAUGAGCACCUUCUACAACUGCCGCAAGAGUCCUGAGAAUCCGACACCAUAUGCCACGACCAUGAUUGUGGGCGCCUCCUCUACAGAGACCACCUGCAUGAAGACCUCCUCAUCGAGCACUGACCAGGAUUCGGGCACAAACUCACCACACUCCGACGGCAAUGCACCACAGUGUGUGGGCGCUAAUGCGCCUGGUGUGCCCAUUGUGGGCAGCGGCAAGCACAACUAUCACCCAUAUCCGCCAGAACAAUUUAAUUGGUCAGAGUUCUUGCCACCACCACCGGAGCACCCACCACCGCUGCCAAGCGGCUGCAAUGGUGGCGGCGGCGCUAACACAGGCGGCGUAAUCUACGCGCCCGGCUCACCACAAUCUUCACGCAAAAGCUCCAAGAGCGGCGGCUCCGGCAUGUCAACACAUCAGAGCGCUUUGAACUCUUCCAUACACAGCAGCUCCUCGGGCGGUUUCUCCACGUGGGGUGUGUCACCACAAUGCGUUGCCUCGCGGCCAACGGAGAAUUACUACAACAAUCCUUUGCCCUGUGUGGGCGGCUCACAGAAUCGUUACCAGAUCACACCGACCGCACAACAUCCACCACCGCUGCCACCCUACUUUCCACCCGGUGCUGCGGGCACCGCACAACUACCGCCACGCAACAUACAUAUCCACUACCCGGCGCCAAGGCACGCAAUGAGCGAGUACCAGCCGACAGGCACACACAAUUCGCGCUGCUCCAAUGGACGCGCCUGCAAUAGUUGCGAUGCGCUCGCCUCACCGCUCCAACCGCUACCACCACCCGGUGACGGCUGGUAUCAGCCACUACAGGCGCACAUGCCGCCCAAUGCCGGCGGCGGUGGCGCCAAUCCCAUCUAUCAAUGUUCCUCCGAGUGUUCCGAUCAUUCGCGACACUCUCAUACGCACACACACGCACACAGCCACGCACACGCGCAUCAGCAACAUCACGGCGCACACAUGCACGCGCAUCAGCAUCACGCGCACGCAACAGCGGCCGCGGCGCACGCGGGCAAUGGCAACGACACACUGCGCUCGGAGAGCAGCCAAGAGGGCGGUAAGGGAAAUUAUCGUUGUCAGAAGCAGGUGGGCGGCGGCAGCAGUAACGGCGGCUACGCGGACAUCAACGAGUCGACGGAGCGCGAGCACAUGCUAAAGAGCGUCGGUGGUGGCGGCUGCGGCAAUGGCAAUACAAGCACGCUGGGCGGCAGCUCGUCCUGUGGUUAUGAGGUGCUCGGCGAUCACCGAAAUUGCAGCGACUGCUGCAGCAGUUCUCGCGAAGGCGACACUUGCUCGUGCAGUGAGGGCUCCUGCUUGUACGCGGAGGCGGGCGAGCCGGGCAUGCCGCCGCCAAACAGCGCGCACCUAGGCGGUGGCGGCGACAACCGCGCUGUUAUUGCUGCCGGCAAGCUGGUGACGCAGCAGGGCAAUUGAUAUGCGGCCGGCGUGAGUGAUGUGGUUAUGUACUUUUAGUGGUUACCUACGGUGCAGCUGCCAAUCUAUGAGCAUGCUGUAGGCGUUGGCCGGUGCAACAGUGAAGGUAAUGGCAACAUCGGCGCGGCGCUAAUUUGUGAGUAGUCUAUGUAAGUGGUAUGUAAGUUGAAACUAAGCGAAUUAAGCGUAUGUAGGUGAGAAGUUAAGUAAUUAUGUAUAGUGUAGCCAUAUAAUUAUGCGUGUGUGUGUGUAGGUUAAGCUGGUAUUUUUAACGAGGCGCAACGUUGCUUGUCUCUGUGUGUGCAUACAAAUGGUUGUGUAGUUGUAGGCGCUGCCACAAAGCGCACUACCGCUUACAAUGACAAACGUUGCACGUAACCCUGACAAACACAAAAACAACAACAAACUAACAAGACAAAAAUAAAUGAAAAAUAACAACAAAGAGACUUUAAAGCAGCGCUAGCUGCCGACUGACAGACAAUUACAUGUUUUUCUAACGGCAUUUUCUUACCUUUAC